This is a messenger RNA of Eublepharis macularius, 738 nucleotides long. Its product is annotated as tetraspanin-6-like. The transcript is spliced from 7 exons. The record is from RefSeq and is a predicted model, not a curated record. Lineage: Eukaryota; Metazoa; Chordata; Lepidosauria; Squamata; Eublepharidae. Gene Ontology annotation, cellular component: membrane. Bases 1 to 738 code for a protein of 245 amino acids.
AUGAAGAAAACAGAGAGUGUCACUAAAGAAAAGUUAAUUAAAAUUGGCUUAUGGCUGAUUAUUGUACUCCAUUGGAUUUCUGGAGUUGUGCUAAUGUGCAUAGGCGUGUCAGUUCAAGUGAAAAUUCACGACACUUUUGUGUUCGUGAAUGAAGGGUCAUCAGGAGUUCCUGUGAUCAUCAUGACUGUUGGCACAAUUAUCAUCCUUGUAUCUACUUUUGGAGCAGUUGCACUACUAAAGCAUAACCCAAAGAUGAUCAAACUGUUCAUAGGCAUGCUCCUGGCAGUCUUGCUUGUGGAAAUCAUUGUUGGUGCUUCUGCCUACUCCUACCAAAAGAAGUUACAUCAAACUUUAUUGAGAAACUUCUUGGAGACCUUGGACAAGUAUAAUAUUGACCUGCCAAUCACUAAAGCAGUGGAUGGACUACAGAGACAGUUCCAGUGCUGUGGUGCUGAGAAUUAUACAGACUGGCUGAACACCACAUUUGGAUCUCUCUCUCCAUCUGUCCCAACAAGCUGCUGCAAAAAAGACGUGGAAAGCUGUGUCACAGAUCUAACUAAAGAGAGGUUCCACAUUAACCAGGAGGGAUGUGUCCUAAAACUGAAAAACUGGGUUGAAGAACAACUUAUUAUAUUUGGAGGGGUUGGGCUUUUCAUUGGACUUACACAGCUAACUGGGAUCCUACUUUGCUAUAUGCUGCUGAGAAUGCUGAAAGAAAACUAUGAAAGUAUUCAAUAA